AUGGUGGACGUAGACGUAGCCGGCCUAAGCGCCGGAACCACGCAUACCGGCGUGACCGGCGGCGGUAGCGUGCCCACUGCGCGCCGAUAUUCUCUAGGCAUUGUGCAGCCUGACGGCGGGGGUGGAGAUGCCGGCGUCGCGAAGGUUCUGAGCGCGAAAUCGGAGCUUAAAGACGCGCUGACGGCGUUUCAGCAGACGUUUGUCAUGUGUGACGCGACGAAGCCCGACAACCCUAUCAUGUUCGCCAGCGAGGGGUUUUACCAGAUGACAGGGUAUACGGCCCAAGAGACUAUCGGCAAGAACUGUCGGUUUCUACAAGGCGCGGAUACGGACAAGGCAGAGGUCGCGAAACUGCGCGCUGCAGUGUCGGCGGGGGAGAGCUGGUGCGGUCGACUGCUCAACUACAAGAAGGACGGGUCGCCCUUCUGGAACCUUCUCACCGUGUCGCCCGUCAAGGACGACAACGGGACGGUCGUUAAGUUUAUCGGCAUGCAAGUGGAGGUGACAAAAUACACGGAGGGCGCUAAGGACAAAGAGACCCGCCCCAAUGCGCUGCCCGUUUCGCUCAUUAAAUACGACGCCCGUCAGAGGGAGGAGGCGGAGAGCACAGUGUCAGAGCUGGUGGCGGAGGUGGCGAACAAGCCACUGCUGGCGGAAGGGGGGGAGGCGGAGGGCGGAACGCAGCCCCCCAAGGCGGAGGGAGAGGGGUUGGGGGGAGCAGCGGUGGGGGCGGACGGGAAGGGCAGUGAGAGGCGCAAAUCCGGGCUCAUGUCUCUGCUGUCCAAGAAGGAGCGUUUGGAGCCGGCAAUGGAGGCGGUGGAGGAGGAGGACGCAGGCGAGCACAAGGCGAGGAGGGGGCUUGACCUGGCGACCACGCUGGAGCGAAUCCAGAAGAACUUUGUCAUCACGGACCCACGCCUGCCUGAGAACCCCAUCAUCUUUGCGUCAGACGAUUUCCUUGAGCUCACAGAGUACUCUCGAGAGGAGAUUCUGGGCCGCAACUGCAGGUUCCUGCAAGGGCCUGACACGGAUCCCAAGACAGUGCAGAGGAUUCGCGAUGCGAUCAAGAAGGAGGAGGAUAUCACGGUGCAGCUGCUCAACUACACCAAGUCAGGCAAGCAGUUUUGGAAUCUCUUCCAUCUGCAGGCCGUGCGCGACAACAAGGGCAUGCUGCAGUACUUCAUAGGAGUGCAGCUGGACGCCUCCCAGUACGUGGACCCCUCCAUCCACGGGCUUCAGGAGAAGCUGGCGACCGAGGGAGAGAAGAUUGUCUUGGAAGCAGCCAACAAUGUGGAGGGUGCAGUCAGAGAGCUUGCCGACCCUGGUGCUGCCCCCGGGGACCUGUGGGCCGUGCACACGGCACCAGUGGCCGUCAAGCCGCACAAGACUGGCGACCCGGCGUGGCAGGCCAUUCAGGAGGUGAUCAAGAAGGACGGGAAGCUCAGCCUGAAACACUUCCGACCAAUCAAGCCUCUGGGCGCUGGAGACACGGGCAGCGUGCAUCUGGUGGAGCUGAGGGACACGAACCGGCUGUUCGCCAUGAAGGCGAUGGACAAGGAGGUGAUGGUGAACCGCAACAAGGUGCACCGCGCCUGCACGGAGAGGGACAUCCUUGGCCGCAUCGACUUCCCCUUCCUGCCGACACUCUACGCCUCCUUCCAGACGGCCACACACGUGUGCCUCAUCACAGAGUUCUGCGCUGGCGGCGAGCUGUACGGCAUUCUCGAGAAGCAGAAGGGCAAGCGCCUGCCCGAGGCUGCGGCACGCUUCUUUGUGGCUGAAGUGCUGCUGGCGCUGGAGUAUCUGCACUGCCAAGGAGUGGUGUACCGUGACUUGAAGCCCGAGAACGUGUUGGUACAGGAGUCAGGCCAUGCCAUGCUCACUGACUUCGAUCUCUCCUUCAGCACCGAGUGCAAACCCAAGCUGGAGUUCCCCCCCGUGCCGCCUGACUUUGAGAAGCGCAAGAAGAAAGCCGCUCAGGUGGGAUGCGGAGGAGCCAGCAAGGGCCCGUCCCCUGCAGAGCUGGAGCUGGAGCUGCUGCCCGUGCUCGUGGCCGAGCCAGAGGCGACGAGCAACAGCUUUGUGGGCACGGAGGAGUACAUUGCCCCGGAGAUCAUCAGCGGUACCGGGCACAGCAGCCCCGUCGACUGGUGGACGUUCGGAAUCUUCCUGUAUGAGCUGCUGUACGGUCGCAGUCCCUUCCGCGGGCGCAACCGCCAGCGCACCUUCACCAAUGUGCUCACUAAGGACCUCGCUUUCCCUGCUAACCCGCCGGUGUCGGACGAGGCCAAGGACCUGAUGCGCAAGCUGCUGCAGAGGGACCCAGCGGACCGCCUGGGGGCGAAGCACGGUGCCGUUGAGAUCCGAGCCCACCCCUUCUUCAAGUCGAUCGAGUGGCCGCUCAUUCGCAACAUGAAGCCCCCUCAGCUGGAUGUGCCAGUGAAGGCAAUUUCAGCAGAGGCAGAGGAGGGCCGGCCGUCGACAGCAGAGGAGAUGGACUGGGAUGAGAAUGAGGCCAGGCCACCUGGAGUGCUCUUGUUGAGGCGGUAUCCCAGCCACCACUUCAGCUGCAGCAGCCCCCUCCCAUCCCCCUCCCAUCCCCUGGCCAUCCCCCUCCCAUCCCCCUCCCUUCCCCCUCCCAUCCCCCUCCCAUCCCCCUCCCAUCCCCCUCCCAUCCCCCUCCCAUCCCCCUCCCAUCCCCCUCCCAUCCCCCCCCCAUCCCCCUCCCAUCCCCCUCCCAUCCCCCUCCCGUCCCCCUCCCAUCGCCCUCCCAUCCCCCCCCAUCCCCCUCCCAUCCCCCUCCCAUCCCCAUCCCCCUCCCAUCCCCCUCCCAUCCCCCUCCCAUCCCCCUCCCAUCCCCCUCCCAUCCCCCUCCCAUCCCCUGGCCAUCCCCCUCCCAUCCCCCUCCCUUCCCCCUCCCAUCCCCCUCCCAUCCCCCUCCCAUCCCCCUCCCAUCCCCCUCCCAUCCCCCCCCCAUCCCCCUCCCAUCCCCCUCCCAUCCCCCUCCCGUCCCCCUCCCAUCGCCCUCCCAUCCCCCCCCAUCCCCCUCCCAUCCCCCUCCCAUCCCCAUCCCCCUCCCAUCCCCCUCCCAUCCCCCUCCCAUCCCCCUCCCAUCCCCCCCCGUCCCCCUCCCAUCCCCCUCCCAUCCCCAUCCCCUCCCUUCCCCCUCCCAUCCCCCUCCCAUCCCCCUCCCAUCCCCCUCCCAUCCCCUGGCCAUCCCCCUCCCAUCCCCCUCCCUUCCCCCUCCCAUCCCCCUCCCAUCCCCCUCCCAUCCCCCUCCCAUCCCCCUCCCAUCCCCCUCCCAUCCCCCUCCCAUCCCCCCCCAUCCCCCUCCCACCCCCCUCCCAUCCCCCUCCCAUCCCCCUCCCAUCCCCCUCCCAUCCCACUCCCAUCCCCCUCCCAUCCCCUGGCCAUCCCCCUCCCAUCCCCCUCCCAUCCCACUCCCUUCCCCCUCCCAUCCCCCUCCCAUCCCCCUCCAAUCCCCCUCCCGUCCCCCUCCCAUCCCCCUCCCGUCCCCCUCCCAUCGCCCUCCCAUUCCCCUCCCAUCCCACUCCCACCCCUCUUCCAUCCCCCUCCAAUCCCCCUCCCAUCCCCCUCCCAUCCCCCUCCCAUCCCCUGGCCAUCCCCCUCCCAUCCCCCUCCCUUCCCCCUCCCAUCCCCCUCCCAUCCCCCUCCCAUCCCCCUCCCAUCCCCCUCCCGUCCCCCUCCCAUCGCCCUCCCAUUCCCCUCCCAUCCCCCUGCCACCCCCCUUCCAUCCCCCUCCCAUCCCCCUCCCAUCCCCCUCCCAUCCCCCUCCCAUCCCCCUCCCAUCCCCCUUCCAUCCCCCUCCACUGGACACGGUGGUCCUGCUGUCCUUUUGAUACCUCCCACUUCCCUCCCACCCCCCUCCCAUCCCCCUCCCAUCCCCCUCCUAUCCCCCUCCCAUCCCCUGGCCAUCCCCCUCCCAUCCCCCUCCCAUCCCCCUCCCAUCUUCCUCCCAUCCCCCUCCCAUCGCCCUCCAAUCCCCCUCCCGUCCCCCUCCCAUCCCCCUCCCGUCCCCCUACCGACCUCCCCCUCUCAUCCCCCUCCCAUCCCCCUCCCAUCCCCUGGCCAUCCCCCUCCCAUCACCCUCCCAUCCCCCUCCCGCCACCCUCGCUUCCCCCUCCCAUCCCCCUCCCAUCGCCCUCCCAUCCCCCUCCCAUCGCCCUCCCAUCCCCCUCCCAUCGCCCUCCCAUCCCCCUUCCAUCGCCCUCCCAUCCGACUCGCUCUGUUCCUCUCUGCUCUCUCUUCCUGCCUGCUCGCCCUGUUUCUUCCUGUUCACUCUCUUCCGCUGCUCAGUCUGUUCCCACUCUCACUCAUCCCCGUCUCCAACCAUGCAGAGUACAGGUCCCAGGCUCCCAGCACCACAGGCCAAGGUUGCAUGCAAUGUAG
Closterium sp. Yama58-4 is the source of this 4410-nucleotide messenger RNA. The record is from the annotation of a GenBank genome assembly. NCBI's taxonomy places the organism in Eukaryota, Viridiplantae, Streptophyta, Zygnematophyceae, Desmidiales, Closteriaceae.